GCCAAUGGUUGCUCCAGACUCUGCCUUGGCGGUGAUGGCAGCAGCCUCUGCCCCUUUGCUGGCGCUAUGUGGCCCCUGUUGGUGCUGCUGCUGUUGGGCUUGGCGAGCUGCGGUUCAGCUCAGCUAAUAUUUAAUAUAACCGACUCUGUAGAAUACACCAAAGAUAAUAAAACUAUUCUCAUCCCAUGCAUAGUCAAUAAUUUGGGGUCAAAGAGCCUUGAAGAAAUGUUUGUAAAGUGGAAAUUCAGAGAUAAACAAAUUUUCUACUAUGAUGGAUAUAAAGAUGAAUCCAAGUCCACCAGUGACUUUUCGAGUGCACACAUCGUAUCAGACACACUGCUAUCAGGCAAUGCCUCAUUGAUUAUGGACAAGAGCGAUGCUGUCCCAGGAAACUACACUUGUGAAGUAACAGAAUUAACUAGAGAAGGCGAAACCACCAUAGAACUAAAAUAUCGUAUUGUUAAAACUCAGCUAUUAUUUAAAACAAUCAAAUCUGUAGAAUACACCAAUGACAACAAAACUGUUCUUAUCCCAUGCUUAAUCACUAAUUCAGAGGCAAAGAGCCUGAAAGAAAUGUUGGUGAAGUGGAAAUUCAAAGACAAAUACAUUUUCACCUAUGAUGGAGAGAAAAAUGAAGCCCACCCCAACAGUGAAUUUUCGAGUUCAUACAUCGUACCAGACGCACUACUAACAGGCAAUGCCUCUUUGAUGAUGGACAAGAGCCAUGCUGUCCCAGGAAUUUAUACUUGUGAAGUAUCAGAAUUAAGUAAAGAAGGCGAAACCACCAUAGAACUAAAAUAUCCUGUUGGUAAGAAUUUUAUAAUCUUUUAUUUGUCCUGCAGUUGCCUAAUCCUAUUAGAAAUGGGGCUAGGGGCUCCUUUGAAUCAAAAAGCAGUUUAUGACUAA
Messenger RNA from Myotis davidii, 906 nucleotides. RefSeq lists its product as uncharacterized. Gene Ontology annotation, molecular function: thrombospondin receptor activity. The coding region runs from base 67 to 906 and encodes 279 amino acids. Gene Ontology annotation, biological process: positive regulation of inflammatory response; positive regulation of cell-cell adhesion; positive regulation of phagocytosis. The record is from RefSeq and is a predicted model, not a curated record. The transcript is spliced from 3 exons. Gene Ontology annotation, cellular component: plasma membrane; extracellular exosome. Lineage: Eukaryota; Metazoa; Chordata; Mammalia; Chiroptera; Vespertilionidae.